CCGGGGAGGGUCAAAGGUCGCCGCGCAGGCGCGGUCCCGCCGUCCUUUCCUGCCACGUCCAGAUCGGGGGCGAAGAACUCGGCGGAGCGGCGGCUUUGGGCGUUCAAACUCGGGCUGUCAGGUGUGAAACCUGAGACGAGAUGACCAUGAAUGGACAGCUGGAUCUGAGUGGAAAGCUCAUCAUUAAAGCUCAAUUAGGCGACGAUAUUCGCCGGAUCCCAAUUCACAAUGAGGACAUCACCUAUGAUGAGCUGGUACUGAUGAUGCAGAGAGUCUUCAGGGGGAAACUUCAGAGCAAUGAUGAAGUCACGAUCAAGUACAAGGAUGAAGAUGGAGAUCUAAUAACCAUAUUUGACAGUUCAGACCUUUCCUUUGCUACCCAGUGCAGUAGGAUACUUAAACUUACAUUGUUUGUGAAUGGACAGCCUCGGCCUCUCGAAUCAAAUCAAGUGAAAUAUCUUCGCAAGGAACUGAUUGAACUUCGGAAUAAGGUGAACCGACUGCUGGAUAGCUUGGAGCCGCCAAGUGAGCCAGGUCUUUCUGCCAACAUCCCUGAAAAUGAAGCUGUUGAUGGAAGGGAUGGAAAGCCUGUGGCACAGGACUCAACAAUUAAGCAGCCAGUUCCUGUUAGUGCUGCCAGCAUGUCUGCUUUUGAUCCUUUGAAAAAUCAGGAUGAAAUCAGCAAGAAUGUAAUGUCAUCAUUUGGCCUGACUGAGGACCAGGUGUCAGGCCCUCCUAGUGCACCAGUAGAUGAUCGUUCAGGAACGCCUGACAGCAUUGCUUCUUCUUCAUCUGCACCUCAUCAGCCUGGUGUCCAGCAGCACCAACAGCCCUACACAGCAGUGCAGCCUCCGGCGGGUCAGAUGGAAGGUCAAAUGUAUCAUCAGUACCAGCAGCAGGGAUAUGCGCCUCAGCCGCAGUAUGGAAUACAGUACUCAGGUUACAACCAACAAACAGCCCCUCAACCGCAGGCUCAACAGUUCCAAGCCUACAACCAGCAGGCUUCACAGGCACCUGCUCCUGGGUUUACUAACCAGCCCCAGCAAAUGCCAUCGCAGCCCACUCAGCAGUACCAAGCCAGCUCCUACCCCCCACAGAAUUAUACAACACCGGCCACUCAGCCUGCUAACUACACCAUGCCAUCCGCUGCCCAGCCGGGCAUGGCUCCAAAUCAGCCAGGGGCCUACCAACCCAGGCCGGGUUUCACACCUUCCUCGGGCAGCAAUGUGACGCCACCCCCUUCUGGGGCCAAUCCAUAUGCACGCAAUCGUCCACCUUUCGCUCAGGGCUACACCCAGCCUGGGCCAGGCUAUCGGUAAGGAGUGCUGGUGUUAGGGAAGCUGGAAGCCCAUCCACCCACUACUGCUAGGUAAUGAAUUCCAUCCAUUCGCACAGAGUCCAAGAACCUCUUUUUGAUCUGUACACAAUUUAUAAUCUAAAGCAGAACAAACCCUCCUUCUAUUAGCUUCUGAAUGAUGGAUUUUGUUUGCUGGGGGAAAGAGACCAAAUAGAUUUGUUUUCUCUUUAUUUUCUGCUUUCAAAUUUAUCGGCAUCAUAGCGUAUAAAACCCGGUCAUUGGAAACACUACCUAAAUAUGUGUCAAGUGAUUCUGAAGUUGUAGUCUGCCUUGGCAGAAGAGCAAGAAAUUUAACAAUAGUUUGCAAAUAGACAACUGACGUGACUCAUUUUUACUGUUAAAUGCAUAACUGAAAUGUAUUGAUGAAAUCCCUAUUGAAUUGAGAUUAGAGGUUAAUAUGUACAAAAUAGUAACAUUUUCCUGGAAAGCUAAUAAAGAUGUUGAACCCUAUAUUGGAUUUUA
Messenger RNA from Callorhinchus milii (elephant shark), 1819 nucleotides. It is a transcript of the gene tfg, whose product is annotated as trafficking from ER to golgi regulator. Lineage: Eukaryota; Metazoa; Chordata; Chondrichthyes; Chimaeriformes; Callorhinchidae. Gene Ontology annotation, cellular component: endoplasmic reticulum exit site. Gene Ontology annotation, biological process: COPII vesicle coat assembly; endoplasmic reticulum to Golgi vesicle-mediated transport. The record is from RefSeq and is a predicted model, not a curated record. Gene Ontology annotation, molecular function: identical protein binding. The transcript has 8 exons. The coding region runs from base 141 to 1319 and encodes 392 amino acids.